AUGCUCAGUAGUGAGCUUUCGAGGGCGAUUCUUGCGCAGCAUGCUGAGAAUCGUAGUUAUAUUCAAGAGCUGAAUGAAGGGCGUGAAUCGGAUAUUUUGAAGCUGAUAGAUUUGCUGGAUCAAACGCGACAGCGUUGGGAUGAUGCGAAGAAAGACGCAGACUCACUUCGGAAUCAAGUGAAUUCAGCGGAAGAGGAAAAUGAUAAACUUCGACGUGAGAUUCAUGGCUUAAAAGCGGAACUGAGAGAUGCACGUGCUCAGAUGGCAUCGCUGAUGUCUGAGAAACAAGCCUAUGAGAUAGAUUUGGCCGAAUGGGAGCAAAAGUUUGAGCUCGUUCGCGAGUUGCUCAAGGAUGAAAUAACGAAUCUGAAUGAUGAAGAUCAACGAAAAUUGGCGUUCUUGAGACAGAACAGUCCUCCUGUUCGUGGCACUAAAGGUCCGGGAUCACGCCAUCGACAUAAGCAGCGUACGCGUUUGAAUGGAAGUCGAUCGGGUGGCACGGAUUUAUCGCAGGAUGACGAUAUUGAUUAUGAUAAGACGGGAGAUUCAAUGGAAGUGUCUUACGAUGAAUCUGAGGAAGAUGCAUACCUCAGAAAUGGAAAAGUUUAUAGA
Anisakis simplex (herring worm) is the source of this 612-nucleotide messenger RNA. The record is from the annotation of a GenBank genome assembly. NCBI's taxonomy places the organism in Eukaryota, Metazoa, Nematoda, Chromadorea, Rhabditida, Anisakidae.